GUAGUCAAGCGCUGCUGGGCAACGGGCGGGGAAACGGCCGGCGUCACCACUGGGCAGGACACCGCGGGAUUAGCGGAACCUGGAGAGGGCGUGCUGGAGCUGCGGCAGUGCGACUCCUCCGGAACUUCGGGCGCAGAGAAACAUGGCACUCCCCACGCUGCCUUCUUAUUGGUGCAGCCGGAGGCCCCUGGAUCGGCAGGCAGCACGCCAGCGCCAGAGGGAACAGGCGGCCCAGCUUCGGCAGCAGUGGGAACAGAACAGCCGCUAUUUCAAGGUGUCUGACAUCCACAGCUCCAAGCAGGCAGAAUGGAGCUCCAAGGCCUCCUACCAACAGAGCAUGCAGGCCUAUCAGCGUGAGAAGAUGAAGGAGGAGAAGAGGAAGAGUCUGGAGGCCCGGCGUGAGAGACUCAGGCAGCUUGUUCUGGAAGAGCAGGACCUGUUGGCCAGGGAGCUGGAAGAGCUGAGGUUGAGCAUGAACCUGCGGGAAAAAAGAAUCCGUGAACAGCACAGGAAUCUGAAAUCAGCCCGAGAAGAACAGAGAAAACUGAUUGCUGAACAACUUUUGUAUGAACACUGGAAAAAGAACAACCCAGAACUUCGAGAGAUUGAAUUGGACCUUCACAAGAAGCAUGUUAUAAACUCUUGGGCAGCGCAGAAAGAAGAGAAAAAGCAGCAAGAAGCCACUGAAGAGCAGGAGAACAAGUGGUUCGAAAAUGAGUAUGAAACAGCCCGCAGGGAGGCGAUGGAACGGAUGAAAGCGGAGGAGGAAAGGAGGCAGCUUGAGGGGAAAAUGCAGGCUGAGGCAUUGCGCCAGCAGAUAGAGGAGCUGAAGCAGAAGGAGAUGGAGGCAACCAAACUAAAGAAGGAGCAGGAGAAUCUGCUAAAGCAGCGGUGGGAGCUGGAGAGGCUGGAGGAAGAGAGGAGGCAGAUGGCAGCCUUCAGGCACAAGGCAGAGCUGGGGCGUUUUUUGCGGCAUCAGUAUAACGCACAACUCAACAGACGUACCCAGCAGAUCCAGGAGGAACUGGAGGCAGACAGGCGGAUCCUGCAGGCCCUCCUAGAGAAAGAGGAGGAGGUCCAGCGUGUCCACUUGGCCAGGAGGGAGCAGGCCCUGGCUGACGCAGCCUGGAUGAAGCAGGUCAUCGAGGAGCAGCUGCAGCUAGAGAGAGCACGGGAGGCAGAGCUGCAGGUGCUGUUGAGGGAGGAGGCCAAGGAGAUGUGGGAAAAGAGAGAGGCAGAAUGGGCCCGAGAGCAGAGCGCAAGGGACCGGCUGAUGAACGAGGUUCUGACAGGGAGGCAGCAGCAAAUACAAGAGAAGAUUGAACAAAACCGGCGAGCACAGGAGCAGUCACUGAAACACAGGGAGAAACUCAUCCAGAGUCUUGAGGAGGCAAGACAGUCAGCUCGCCUUGCCAAAGCGGAGAGUGAAGAACUCAAGUCGGCCAGGAAGCAGGAUCUGGAAGCCCAGGUUGCAGAGCGUCGGCUCCAGGCAUUGGAAGUAGAGCAGCAGGCGGAGGAGGCCGAGGAGGAGGCCAAACAGGCAGAAGAGCUCUCUGACGCUCUGCUGCGGCAGGAGGUGAAGACCAUGGCUGAGCAGGGCUACCGGCCGAAGCUUCAUGGACACCCCAAAAUUGCAUGGGACUGACCUCACAUGUACCUUAAGAAGCGUGCCAAACUGAUAUGCAGCUACAGACACUUGUACCGUGCUUGGCUCUGCUCGGGGCUCAGGGUGCUGCUGGGUAGGUCAGCCAUGUGAUCAAGCACAUUGUGGUCUGCCUAGAUAUCAAGAUGCCCUGGGUGUGCUGUGCCCACGGGAGCCCUUCCCUGCCCUCCUCACUGAGACAGGUCUCUUGUAGGCUCAUGUUUAUAACACUCUCCAAAGUCUUGUACUGUUUAUAAAUAACAAGAUUCUAGGUUAGUACUAAGAACAGCUUGUAUUCCAUGAUGGAUUAUGUAAUUUCCUCUUGUCUCACCUGUAAUUGUCUCCAGGGAGAACUAGUCAGAGAGAGGAGCCAGUCUUUCAAUUUUCAAAAUCUCCAUGAAAGUUACUCUGUUGAAAACAAGCUUAUAGGUCCUGGUGUAGUUUAUUUCAAGGUUAUUAAUUUAGUGGUCUCAAAGGAUCACAUCUUUGACUUCUGGAAGAAAGGAACUGUGACCAAAUCCACCCUCAGAUAGUUGGUAGUCUGUGAGUACCUCUGGGAAGACAGUGAGAAGUGAGCCCCUUGUUCUAGAAGUAUUUUGUUAGAAUUUCCGUAGAGGAAUGGUAGAGUGCUUACCUGGCAUGUGUGUGGCCCCAGCUUGCGCCCCAGCACCAAGAAGAAGAAAAAAUUUCUAUAGAGCAUUAUACUCGGGGGGUGGGAGGGGGAGUGAUCCCAGCACAUUACCCCUGAAGAGGGACCUCAGAAGGUCACCUGGGGGCCAGCCCGCUUAAGACAGGGGUGUGACUAGGAACCUGUAAAGUCUUGGGAAGGUCUCUUACAUGUAGCCCCUUGGGAAUUAUGUGUCUAGAGCAACGUACUGAACCUGGAGAAACUGAAUCCAACUCAACCACAGAUGAGCCCAUUUCCCCCUCGGUUAGAUCAGUGUGUCCCCAAUUCAUCUCUGCAAACAGCUCCAGUUCCUCGUAGCAAUAAUCAUAUUUUUAUGACUUGUAUUUUCUCCAUACCCUUCCUCUGAGGUUUCAGUUUUCAUUACACUGUAAUCAGAAUCUCAUAUCUCAGUCAAUCCUAGCUAAUUAUAGGGCAUUUUCCAUGGUUAUUAAAAUCCAAAGUUUAUUACAAAAGCCUGAGUCUGAGGGCUGCAUUCCCUUCUCCAUCAUGCCAUAAAAACAAAUUGAGCUGUGAAGUAUGUCCUCCGUGUUUUCAUUUUCCUGUCAUGGGGUUCUUUGCUGUGAUCCCCUGUACACCACUUUAUCAUGCACUUGUGACUAUUUCCCCAUUUCAGAUGUUCAUUAAUAAAGAUCUGCUUUGA
Messenger RNA from Nannospalax galili (Upper Galilee mountains blind mole rat), 2970 nucleotides. It is a transcript of the gene Tchp, whose product is annotated as trichoplein keratin filament binding. Gene Ontology annotation, biological process: apoptotic process. Gene Ontology annotation, cellular component: keratin filament. The transcript has 13 exons. Bases 143 to 1645 code for a protein of 500 amino acids. Lineage: Eukaryota; Metazoa; Chordata; Mammalia; Rodentia; Spalacidae. The record is from RefSeq and is a predicted model, not a curated record.